AUGUCGACGACCUAUGGCCCGCCUGUAGAAACGGGGGAGAUGAGAAUUGCGGAUGACACGGAUCCAUCCAUCCUCUAUUGGCAGCCCGCAAACUACACCGAUGGGUGGCAGUUGGUGACGAAUCAGAUUGCCUAUAACCAAACUCUCCAUGAGACCAAAUGCAUCAUCUGCACUGCGAGUCUCCUUUUCAACGGUACCGGCAUCACUCUCACAUCGCUCCUGUCACCGAAUGGGGCCAAGUUCUAUGCUAUUCUAGACGGCACGGCCUCUGGCCCGUACGAACUCUCCAACUAUGAGGAAAAAGUCGGUGUCGUGUACGCUGUGGAGGGCUUAUCUUCAACCUCUCGGCACAAUAUUACCUUUAUAAAGGCAUCUACAGACGGACAGGAUACCUCGGUCUUUAAUAUUGACUCUCUAACAAUCAUAGACAGGCCUCCUACGAGCUCUGGAUCGUCUGCAUCUCCCACUGCCACUGGUCGAACGACGGUGACGCAGCCAGGUGGAUCAUCACAGACCUCGGCAGCACCAGUUCCGCAAGCGCAGGCGUCCUCUCCGCCACCCAUAGGUGCAAUCGUUGGUGGAACCAUUGACUUCGACCUGAGUUUCGAAAGAAAUAUUCCGAUUCGACGGUUGGGAUUAAGCGGGCUUGUCGCUCCUUUCCGUGGUGCACAUCACAGCGGUCAGCCUCCGCCGCACCUCAAGAAAAUCAAGCCCAGAUUCGAGUCCAUCAAACCGCUCACCAAUUUGAAUGAUCAAAUCCUGCGCUCGGAGUUCAAGGCUUGGCCCAGCACCCUUGAAAACGUACUUCUCGACCCGCCAACAGACUUUUUGGCAAGCGCUCCGGAGCCGCAAAAAGUCGACCCAACACCUCCUAGAGCUCGAUACGAGCUUGGACCCGAUUCUCAAGCCUCGGCUGCUCUCAACGAACUCUGGGGAGGCAUUGCACGAAACGAAAUCGAGCCCAUCCUCGCCGGAUUCAAAAAGCUGCGGGAACGAAAUGCUCUCGCCAAGCUCUUAGACGCAGAUGUUAUUAAAAUCACCCAGCUCCUUUCGGACUACCUAUCAAGAGCGCCGGACGACCAGACGCGCCAGCUGGCUCAAGUAAUGGCCGCGCAUUUCGCUAUGCGGGGGGUCCCGGAGCCACUCAACGUUGCGAUGGCAUUUCAUCUUCGAAAAGGAGAUCAUGAGGCGAUUUUCGAGCUGUGGGACGAGACCCAAAACUGGGGCAAAUCCCAAGAGCUCCUCUCCAGCAAGCGAACAUGGGCAAUGGCCAAGGAUGAUAGGAUACUCUAUGUCGCUGCCGCUGCCGCCAUCUCCCAGGAAUUUCAACGAAUAGUGAACGCUAUACGGACGACCACUGCCUCCUUUGACGGACAGCGGCUCGAGGACUUUAUCCACAGGGAGAUGUUCGAGUUGUCCCCAGCCAUUCGUCAGCGGUUUAGAGAUUAUCUUCAUGAUGCGGUCCUCUGCAGGGACGUCCAACAGCAGCAGAUACUAUUCUCUCAGGUGGAGGAUCUUAUCCUCGCCCGCGACUCUGCUGCCAUGGCCAAACUCUUCAACUCGAUUGUUGAUGCACUGGAGAGAAAGGUUCUGGUCACUGGAGCUGUGAAUGUUCCGAGCGUCUCGAAACAAAUCUUCAUACCCAUACACGUCGGAGGCGCCCUAUGGUCAUUGCUCGUAUGGGGAGCGGUCCAUUGCCGGGACAUCAAACUAGCGGAGAGGAUCAUGGAUGGGAUGCAAAAAUACAACGUCAAGCCUCCCAUCAACUGUUGGAACUACCUCAUGUACGCGCACGCCAAGCAGGGAAGAAUCGACGAGAUCCAUAAAAUACUCGCCCGAAUCCAAGAAUCCAACACCGAACCAGACAUUCGCACCUACUCUAUUGUUAUGAGCUCCCUUUUCGAUAGACGCUUGGUACGGCAGGCUCGACAGACAUUCGACCUGAUCAAACAGCUUCCCACUCCUCACGAUAACGAAGCUGCUGCCAAACACCCGAGCCUUCUCCUUGGCGCAUACAACCUAGCCAUCAACGGCUACCUUCGUUGCCAACUGUUCGAAGAGGCCAAUACUGUCUUGCAAGAAAUGGAGGCGGGUACAGGACCAAAGCCAGACAUUGUGACAUAUAACACAUUUCUUAAUCGUUAUAUGCACAUGGGAGAUCGUGGGGCGGUGGCUAACACGUUGCAACGGAUCGCGGAGGCGGGGUUGGAUCCAGACCUCUAUACUUUCACGAUUCUGUUCGUCGGAGCGAGCAAAGACCGCGAUUUAGAGAUGCAAACGGACAUCAUCAAGCGGAUGCAGGCCAUGCACCUGCAGCCAGGCGUCGAGCUACUCUCGGCGGCGGUGGAUUCCAUCUUUAACGGUGGCACCAGGGAAGCCCUCCCAGCAGCUAUCGCCUUCCUUGAGCGUAUGGAGAGAAAUCCUCGUGACAAUAGGAGACCAAAUCUCGUUACAUAUGCCACAUUCCUGCAUGGUAUUGACCGACUAAAUGAAGCAGGUGCCAUUACCUUUGGGGAAUUCAAAUACUAUGCCGAAGCGAUCUAUCGACGGAUAAUCAAGCGAGGUUUCACUCCAAAUCGGGCCGUUCACCAUGCCAUGAUGCGAAUGUACCUUAAAGAUAAAGAACCUCAGGCGCUCAAGACUGCCCUAUCUAUAUUCAAUGAACUCAAGCAAGCGCAAGCGCUCAAUACGGAUUCAUGGCACUUACUUUUACGUGGACUCGAGAUGCGAGGAGAGCGUGAGCUCGCCAAACGGAUGGUCGAUGAACUCAAGAAUGCCACCUCGGAACCACUGAAGAGCUCACUCCUCCGUCUGAUCGAGCGGAUUUCUGCGAGAUAA
Messenger RNA from Serendipita indica DSM 11827, 2838 nucleotides. NCBI's taxonomy places the organism in Eukaryota, Fungi, Basidiomycota, Agaricomycetes, Sebacinales, Serendipitaceae. The record is from the annotation of a GenBank genome assembly.